This is a messenger RNA of Cetraspora pellucida, 386 nucleotides long. The record is from the annotation of a GenBank genome assembly. Lineage: Eukaryota; Fungi; Glomeromycota; Glomeromycetes; Diversisporales; Gigasporaceae.
AACAAAUGCAAGACCCCGAACUAACGUUCGUUGACUUUUCUAGUGGAAAAACGAUCGACAAGCUUUACAUUAAUUGUGGGGAAGAAGUGUCACAAUAUUUAGAUAAUUUCGACAAUAUGAUUUUAACUGUAUAUCUCGCACUUCCCACUAGCGUAAAACAUAGGAUCAGUGUAAUAGGAACUUAUAGUCUAAGAUCUAAUGGGUUUCAACUAACAAUUGCUGUUUCGAAAUAUCUAUUUGAAAACACGAUUGUAACAGUUAAUUUGCAAGGCAUUGAGAUACCAAGGACUGUAGAAGGUUUCUCUAAAAUUAUAAAGGCGAUAAAAAUUAUCUUAUCGUGGAAAGCUAGAACUAGAAAAAUACAAAUACAUUUUAUGAGGUGUUAA